AUGACGGGCAAAUUAGGUAGCGCUAAUACGGUUAUGGCAGCCCCAGCAUUAAGGAUCAUUCGAUUCUUUCAAAUACUUCGAAUGUUACACGUUGAUAGACAUGCACACAGUUGGAAACUACUUAUAACAGUUGCCUAUAUGCAUCGAAUAGAGUUAAUUACCACAAUGUAUAUGGGAUUUGUGUUCCUUAUUUUUACAGCUUAUCUGAUUUAUAUAGCGGAAAGAGAUUUUAAAAUGCCAGACGGUCAUCGUCCAUUUGAGUCGUAUGCCGAUGCCUUAUGGUUCGGAAUUGUCACAGUAGCUACAAUUGGAUACGGCGAUAAAACACCUCAUACAUGGCCUGGUCGAAUUAUCACAGCAUGUUUGAGUAUAAUUGGCAUUGCAUUCUUCGCUUUACCUGCAGGAAUAUUAGGUUCUGGUUUUGCACUACAUGUUCAACAAAAAGAACGUCAAAAACUUUAUCAUAAACAGUAUCCAGCUAGUGCAUCUCUUAUUCAGGCUGCUUGGAGAGUUCAUGCUACAACCAAUUUGACUGCAAAUAAUGCAACUUGGAGAUUAUACAAACUAGUAGAUCCUCAGCUAGCAAACCGAUCAUUAUUAAUUUCACGUAAUAUUCCGCCAUUACGACAGAGGCGUUCAAUUUUCCACAAUUUAGGUAACGAUAAUGAUUUAUUAAAUUUUGAACUUUUUCCUUCAACAAAUAAUAAUUACUUAUUCAAGAUUUUAAUUCGAACAGAUGCAGAUGCUGCUACUCAACAACUGCUACUUGGCACAAGACAAUCAACGGCAAUCGUUGACGAUUUACCGGACAGAUUCAAACAAGCUAUUCGAGUUAUAAGACAAAUGAAGUUUUUUGUUGCAAGACGUAAGUUUCAGGAAGUACGUAAACCGACAGAUAUGACUGAAAUUGCUAAACAAACAGUUGAAGAUAAUCAAGCUAUUAUGAUUAAACUGAAAGAAUUACAACGAAGACUUGAUACAACUCUUGGAGGUGCUUCGUUAGAUCGUGAGUCAACAUCAGAUGCAUUUCGAAAAAGCAAUCGUUCAAGGUCGGUGCGAUUUACUCAACAACACCACCAACUACAUAUUGAACAACAACCAUUAACGAUCAGUGAUCAGUUAAAAGGUGUACAAGAUCGUUUAACAGUAAUUGAACAAACGUUAAGUAAAUUCACAUCAAUUAUAAGUCGGAUCGAUGAAAAAACUAAUGCAAGAAGAUUGACUGAUGUCAUUUGA
This is a messenger RNA of Didymodactylos carnosus, 1236 nucleotides long. The record is from the annotation of a GenBank genome assembly. Lineage: Eukaryota; Metazoa; Rotifera; Eurotatoria; Philodinida; Philodinidae.